GCAGGGACAAAACUAAUAAAAGGAUUUUGUCAACCAAGUAGACUCCGUCACUCAGACUCUCUUACUCCCUCCUCUUCUCCUCUCUCGAAUCUUAAUUACACUGCGAAGAAGGGUUUUACAAGUUUAUAUAAAUGCGCACUUGAUCUCACCACCACCACCGACCACCACCACUAUCAUCAUCGGAAUUAUCUUAUGGAAAACUUAAAGACCGAUUCUCCCAUUUCUCGUCGUAUCGCCACUGCUUUUCUGGAUUUCCUUAAAUCUGUUGAGCCUGCAGCUGGUGUUGAUGUUGAAGGUCUCGAGGUUGUGAAAGAGGUUUUGGAAGAGGUUUUUAAGCUCAAUCCAUCUUCUAUUGAUGAUCAGUCUCAGCCUGGUUUGUUGGUCGAAUACUUUAGGUCCCUGGAUGCAGAUAAGGCAAAUGAAAUGGAAACAGAUCCAAGCCCACAGCUAACUUCAACGGAGUUCCCAAGUACAUCAUCAUUACGUAGUUCUUCUGGCAGAAAUCUAUCAGAGGCAUCAAACUCACUGGGAAAAGAUACUGCUGAAGGAUCACAAGUCUUGGAGGCGUCUGAAGAUGAAUUGCUCAGGCAAUUCCUUGGUGCACUUGAUAGAGUUGGCUUCUUUAAUUCCAAGAAUGACGAAGAUGACACUGAUAAGGACUUAGACCCAGUGGAUAUUGCAGUAGGUCUAUUUCAUGAGGCCAUAGCGGAGAUGGGACGAUCUGGAAUCCAACUUAACUUGACCAACCUGGCUGAUACAUUGAAAUCAAGAGGAAACAAGGCUGUCCAAUCAAAGUCAUACUCCGAAGCAAUUGAUCUGUAUUCUUACGCGAUUGCACUUUGUGACAAUAAUGCCGUGUAUUACUGUAACAGGGCUGCUGCUUACACUCAGAUUCAGAAAUAUGUAGAAGCUAUCAGGGACUGCCAUAAGUCCAUCGCAAUUGAUCCAAGGUACAGCAAAGCUUAUAGUCGUUUGGGGCUGGUUUAUUAUGCACAAGGAAACUAUAGAGAUGCGAUCUCCAAAGGCUUUAAUAAAGCUUUACGUUUGGAUCCUAGUAGCGAGUCCAUCAAGGAAAAUAUGCGGGUGGCCAAGCAAAAAUUGGUAGAAGAAAUGUGCAGAACUGCACAAAACCAGGGUGCAGGGCCAUCAACAAAUAAUAACCAAGAACAGAAUGGUCAACCCAGAGGAGGUUCAUGGAGCAGCCAUGGUAUACCAACAACGGCGUCGUUCACAUUACCUUUUAGUGUAGGUAGUCUCCCCAGUGAGCUUGGGGAUUUUGCAAACAUGUUCAUGAACAUGGGGGGGAACGCACAUCCAGGUCCGCAGCAAAGUCAAGAAAACAAUGGCUCAGACAGAAGCCGCAGUGAGCAACAACCCCAACCAGAGAUAAGAAUGGACAUUAACAUUGAAGGACAAGAAACUUUACCCGAGGAACUUAUGGGAUCAUGGAGAUCAAUGAUGGGCAUGUUUGCUUCAGGAGGUGUUCCUCAGUCUCAGCAACAACAACCACAACAGCCAGAAGGGGACAUGGACAAUAGAGGUCCAACUCCAAACUGAUUAACCCCUACUGUAAGACUAUAUAUAUUUAUAUCUUUGAAAUGAUAUCAACUUAUGUUAUAUACUAUUUCAUCUGUUCCAAUAUUUUUGUGUUUUUAAGCAUGGUA
Messenger RNA from Papaver somniferum (opium poppy), 1664 nucleotides. Its product is annotated as small glutamine-rich tetratricopeptide repeat-containing protein 2-like. Gene Ontology annotation, biological process: post-translational protein targeting to endoplasmic reticulum membrane. The record is from RefSeq and is a predicted model, not a curated record. NCBI's taxonomy places the organism in Eukaryota, Viridiplantae, Streptophyta, Magnoliopsida, Ranunculales, Papaveraceae. Gene Ontology annotation, cellular component: membrane; TRC complex. Gene Ontology annotation, molecular function: molecular adaptor activity; protein binding. Bases 193 to 1557 code for a protein of 454 amino acids. The transcript has 10 exons.